Messenger RNA from Setaria italica (foxtail millet), 889 nucleotides. RefSeq names its product myristoylated alanine-rich C-kinase substrate. The record is from RefSeq and is a predicted model, not a curated record. The coding region runs from base 104 to 649 and encodes 181 amino acids. Lineage: Eukaryota; Viridiplantae; Streptophyta; Magnoliopsida; Poales; Poaceae. The transcript has a single exon.
GACGCCUUCUUCUUCUUCCUCCCCAAGAAGCUCGCCGCCACCUCCCCGCCCAGCUCCCGAACCCCGCCGCCACCUCGCGCAAUCGCAGAUCACACCAAAGGCAAUGGCGUCCCCCGGACCCUCUGCGCAGCCCAGCCCCGCGCACGAGCCCUCCGCACCCGCCGUGGCUGGACAAGAAGAGGCGCCGCGAGAACCGGCCCCGGAAGCAGCCGCGCCCUUAGCGGCGGCGACGGAGAAGGUGGAGGGGGAGGAAGAGGAGGAAGAGGAGGAAGGGGAGUGCGGGUUCUGCCUCUUCAUGAAGGCCGGCGGCUGCAAGGACGUCUUCGUGGCGUGGGAGGAAUGCGUGGAGGCGGCGCAGAAGGAGGGCACAGAUAUGGUCGAGCGCUGCCACGAGGCCACAGCCAACCUCAAGAAAUGCAUGGACGCGAACGCCGACUACUACGCGCCCGUGCUCCAGGCCGAGCAGGCCGUCAACGAGCGCGCCGAGGCCGAGGCCGAGGCCGCCGCCGCCGCCGCGGCUGACGCCGGGAAAGGGGAGCCAGCAUCCGAUGCGGAGAAGGAGGAGGAAGCCGUGCCGCACCAGGCUGCUCCCUCCCCGCCGGCCGCCGGCGAGGGGAAGAAGGAAGAGGCAGUCAUCGAGAGGGUUUGAGUAACUAACAAUUGGUAGGUUGGUUAUUGGGUUCAUACUUCCUGAGGUUAAUUUUGGUUCCCUUUGUGGGGAAAUAAGGCUGUUCUACGCGUAAUUGCUGGACGCGGCACGCAAUUUAUUGAAGAAAUUUUGAUCAUGUGAUGUGAUCUUGAUCCUGAUAUUGCUAUCUGUUGAUGUAUGCUACUCUUUCCACUGAAACUGUAGGGAUACUGGCUGUCUUCAUGCAUUGAAAUUACUGAA